AUUAAACAGCCCCCUGCACUCGGGAACAACUGUCGUGUAAUCGGGUUGAAACUAGGGUUUAAGACGAGCUUAUAUUCCGAUUUCACUCUUACGGCGAGUUACAGAGCUUCCUUCGGUCAUCUUUCGCAGGAAGUGAAGGUUCCGCAACCAUGAGGUUAUCGUUUUGCGGCCUGGUUUGAUUGAUUCAGUUGCGGCCCCCCCUUGAGCUAUUAGUCGUGCUUGAAUCCUGUUCUCUGUGGCGAAAUCAAUGCCCGGCUUGAAAGACGUACUCCUUGUUUAACAUAAUUUAAGCUUCAGAGUGAUGCGCUGAGGGAGGCCAUCUCCACCAUCAGGACUAGGUCGGCAGAGAAGCCACGCAAGUUCACUGAGACUGUUGAGCUUCAGAUUGGGUUGAAAAACUAUGAUCCUCAGAAGGAUAAGCGUUUCAGUGGGUCUGUUAAGUUGCCUCACAUCCCCCGCCCCAAGAUGAAGGUCUGCAUGCUUGGAGAUGCCCAGCAUGUUGAGGAGGCAAAGGCGUUGAAUCUCGAAUACAUGGAAGUGGAGAGCUUGAAGAAGCUCAACAAGAACAAGAAGUUGGUGAAGAAGCUUGCAAAGUCAUACCAUGCAUUUUUGGCCUCUGAAUCUGUUAUCAAGCAGAUUCCUCGUCUUCUAGGCCCUGGCCUGAACAAGGCAGGCAAGUUCACCUAACAGGGGUUUGCACUUGCUCUAAUAAUGUGAUGUUGUCUGGACAUAACAAAGGGUGUCCCGUUUUGGAUACAGGAAAGUUCCCUACUCUCGUCUCUCAUCAAGAAUCCCUGGAGGCUAAAGUGAACGAGGUCAAGGCAACAGUGAAGUUCCAGCUGAAGAAAGUUCUGUGCAUGGGUGUCGCUGUUGGAAACUUGGACAUGGACGAUAAGCAAGUCUUCCAGAACGUUCAGAUGAGCAUCAACUUCCUUGUCUCCCUGCUGAAGAAGAACUGGCAGAAUGUUAAAGUGUUGAACUUGAAGACUACGAUGGGCACCCCUGUGAGAAUCUUCUGAUCAGGCCCCGGGUUCUGGUCUCUUAGGAUUUUGGUUUGUUUGGGGGGUUGUGUGUGAGUUGAAUGAACAAUAUAGGCUGUGCGCAAUUAUAUCAGACAGUGCAGAUGGUUUGGACUUGCAGUUCGUUAAGAAAUUGUCUCUCUCUUCUACAUUGUUAACUUCAGUGCAAACACUUUUAGUUAGAUACUGCAGAUUGCAGAAGGGGAAGUCUGAUUAUUCUUCCUCGUUUUUGCCUUCCAUUUAAAGUUUCUCUCUUUUUCUAUGGUCCCUAGACUUCUAUAACUGCUUGCGCUUGGCCGUUGCCAUUUGAGUAGCGUGCUACGUGGUCUGUUGUAAUUAAGGAAAAUUGAUGCGUAUCCAAAGUAUGGUUGGUUCAUUUGGUUCAAAUUUAGUUUUCUUUCGUUUUUCUUUCAUACUUAAGGUAAUUUGUAGUUUUGUGCAGACUAGAUCGUUUCCCAUCUCUGGAUACAAUAGAAGAAAACAUGAUAUUCGAC
Molecule: messenger RNA, 1513 nt
Organism: Linum tenue
Lineage: Eukaryota; Viridiplantae; Streptophyta; Magnoliopsida; Malpighiales; Linaceae
Source: the annotation of a GenBank genome assembly